Messenger RNA from Durusdinium trenchii, 1111 nucleotides. NCBI's taxonomy places the organism in Eukaryota, Dinophyceae, Suessiales, Symbiodiniaceae. The record is from the annotation of a GenBank genome assembly.
GACGCGUCAAGUGGUUUGAGUUGCGACGUUUGUGCACUCAUGAGUGGAUCGUCGCUAGCAGCCCUGCAUGGUGUUGGCCUGGCGGGCAUCAGCAAUGCUAUCGCUGCAUGCUUCACCAACCCUGUAGAUGUCAUCAAGGUGCGGAUGCAGCUUGCUGGGGUCUCUAAGCUCACCAGCUGCGAUGCCCAUACAGUCUUGACUGCUGGUCGAAAGCUGUGGCAGCACGAAGGAGUGCAAGGCCUUUACCGAGGUUUGCAGCCAUCCAUACUCAGAGAGCUCUCUUAUAGUGGCGUCCGGAUGGGCCUCUAUGAGCCUGUACGGGAAAUGCUUUUGAGCUUUCAAGGUGGCAAGCAAUCGACUUCUCCCUUACUCAUCAAGAUUUGUGCGGGUGCUUUCACAGGCGCAGUCGGUUCUGUCCUGGCGAAUCCCUUUGAUCUUCUGAAGGUUCGCAUGCAAGGAGCAGAGCUUAAGCAAGCUCCAAUGUCAGUGGUGGCUGCUGGCAGAGCCAUUUGCCAAGAAGCUGGAAUCUCUGGACUUUGGCGUGGGGCAGGUCCUACAGUGCAGCGAGCGACGCUGCUGACAGCAUCCCAGGUACCCAGCUACGACCACGCAAAGCACACACUCCUUGACCAAGGCCUCCUGAAAGAAGGCUACUUUUGCCAUUUCAGCUGCAGCAUGCUGGCUGGAGUUGUCGCAGCAGGGGUUACGAGUCCUGUCGAUCUAGCAAAGAGCCGUAUCAUGACGCAGCCUGUGAACCCUGAGACUGGAAGAGGCGCACUCUACGUUAGCACCUUCGAUUGUCUUGUGAAGACUGCCAGAUCUGACAGGGUCAUGGCAAUCUUCCGGGGCUUUAGCAUGCAAUGGCUCAGACUGGGACCACACACUACGAUCUCUUUGAUGUGUUUUGAGCAGCUCCGGCACUUGGCCGGUAUGAGUUUCCUGUGAGCUGCCUCUACAUGCGCGACGGUCUUUGGCAUCUUUUGCAAUGUACAGUAAGGGCACUGCCAGUCCGAGGGCUGCAGAACUGCUGCCUGUCCAGCACCCCACCCGCGGGCGUACUGACAGAACAAAAUGACAGAGCCGCCUCGCAGCUCGCAAAGCUGUUCACUUC